Messenger RNA from Caenorhabditis bovis, 699 nucleotides. The record is from the annotation of a GenBank genome assembly. NCBI's taxonomy places the organism in Eukaryota, Metazoa, Nematoda, Chromadorea, Rhabditida, Rhabditidae.
AUGACGGAUCUUUUAUUGGAUCCAGCCAUUCGAACGUGGGUUUUUAUACCAAUUGUUGUUAUCACAUUUUUUAUUGGUGUUCUUCGUCAUUAUGUAUCAAUGCUACUUAUGAAUAAGAAAAAGCCCGAACUAGAGAACAUUGUUGAUGGACAAUAUCUUCUACGCGCUCGCCUCCUACGCGAGAAUGGUCGUUUCCUGCCGCGCUCAUCAUUUAACGCGCGCCGACAAUACUUGGUGAAUGAGGAGCACGGAUAUUUGUCGAAGGCGAUGCAGCGGCCGGCGAAAGGCCCGAAUCCGAUGGAUCCGUCGCACAUGACCGAAAUGUUGAAAGGAAAUAUGAUGAAUAUGAUUCCAAUGAUAGUUGUUGGAGGAUGGAUUAAUUGGACGUUUUCGGGAUUUGUGACGACACGCGUGCCAUUCCCAUUGACACUCAAGUUUAAAGCGAUGCUUCAACGCGGUGUUGAUCUUGUCUCGCUCGACUCGGCCUGGGUUUCAUCGGCGUCGUGGUACUUUUUGUGUAUGUUUGGACUUCGCUCGAUCUACACACUGGUUCUCGGCACCGAAAACGCUGCCGAUCAAAGCAAAGCAAUGGAAGACCAGAUGACGGGAACGGCGGUCAAUCCGCAAGCCGAUCCGCGGGCGGCCUUUAAAUCCGAGUGGGAAGCAUUGCAAAUGCAGCAACAUCAAUUCGUUCUAUGA